AUGGAAGUUCAAGGACUAAAAUCUUUACAACCAAAUCGAGUAGUUUAUUGUACAAUGGAAGUUGAUGGAUGUCCAAAACUUCAAACAGACCAUGCCGAAGCUUCUAAACCUUCGUGGGAUACUCAAGGAGAUUUUUGUACAAAACAUCCAUUACCAACAAUUAAAGUUAAAUUAUAUGCCGAAGUAAAAAACAUUGUAGCUUUUGAAGACAAAGAACUUGGAAAAGUUGUAAUACAACCAACACCUAAUUGCUCUAGACAACCUGAAUGGUAUAAAAUGACAGUUCCAAAAAAUAGUUCUGAUAAAAAUUUGGGAAUCAGAAUUGCAAUUCGUGUUGAAAAACCUCCAAAUUUAAAAACUUGUGGAUAUUGUUAUGGAAUUGGGAGAGUAGCUUGGAAAAAAUGGAAAAGACGGUUUUAUUGCCUUGUUCAAGUAUCACAAUAUGCCUUCGCUAUGUGCAGUUACCGUGAGAAAAAAUCUGAACCUACAGAAUUUGUCCAAUUAGAUGGGUUUACUAUAGAUUAUGUACCUGAACCAGAUCCUGAGCUUUACAAUCAAGGCGGAAAAUAUUUCUUUACGGCUAUCAGAGAAGGAGAUGAAUUAAAAUUUGCAACGGAUGAUGAGAAUGAAAGAAAUCUUUGGGUACAAGCUUUGUACCGCGCAACGGGACAAGCUUAUAAACCUGUGCCUCCAAAGCAAUCUGUAUUAGCCUCAAAAACACAGGGACUACAAGAUAAAGCUUCAAAACAUGGUUUGGAUGAAUUAAUCCAAGCAGAUCCAGUUCAAAUGGCUCAUGACCAUUUAUUUGCUAAAUUGCAGAGUAUGGCCUUAGAUUAUAGAUUAAAUGACCCAAUCUGUUCUUUGGGUUGGUUUUCUCCCGGUCAAGUUUUUGUAUUAGACGAGUAUUGUGCUAGAUAUAUGGUUAGAGGAUGUCAUAGACAUGUGUCUCUGUUAAAUGAUUUAUUAAAUAAAGCAGAUGAUGGGCAUUUAAUAGAGCCAACUUUAAUACAUUAUUCUUUUGCUUUUUGUGCUUCUCAUGUACAUGGAAAUAGACCAGAUGGUGUAGGUACAGUUACAUUAGAAGAAAAAGAACACUUUCAAGAAGUAAAAGAACGUUUAAAAGUUUUAUUAGAAAAACAAAUAACCAAUUUUCGUUAUUGUUUUCCUUUUGGAAGACCAGAAGGAGCACUUAAAGGAACACUUUCUUUGUUAGAAAGGGUUUUAAUGAAAGAUGUUGUUUCUCCUGUUCCUCCUGAAGAAGUUCGUUCAGUAAUUAAAAAAUGUUUGGAAGAAGCAGCAUUAAUUAAUUAUACAAGAAUUUGUAAUGAAGCUAAAAUUGAACAAAGAAUGGGUGUUGAUAUAAGUCCACAGCAAAGAAUAGAAGAUAUGAUUAGAAUAACUGAAUUGUGUAUAGACUUGCUCAAAGAAAAUGAAGAACAUCAUGGAGAGGCUUUUGCCUGGUUCUCUGACCUUUUGGUUGACCAUUCAGAAAUAUUUUGGACUUUAUAUUCUGUUGAUUUGGAUGCUGCUUUAAAAAUGCAACCACCCGAUUCUUGGGAUGCUUUCCCCCUUUUUCAAUUGCUCAACGAUUAUUUAUGUACAGAUACAAAUUUAAGAAUGGGACCUUUUCAUAGAAAUUUGGUAGAACAAUUCGAGCCGAUGGUCAAACAUUAUAUUAAUUUAAUGGAGAAUAGUAUUGCUUCUUCUAUUGAUAAAAACUUUCAAAGAGAAAGAUGGGAAGUUAGAAAAGAUGGUUGUUCAACAUCAGAAGAUAUUUAUUGGAAACUUGAUGCCUUACAUGGUUUUAUCCAAGAUUUGAAUUGGCCAGCAGAAAUAUUUGCAAUGGAGUUACAGGGAAGAAUGAGAAGUUUAUCAUCUGAAAUGAUUUCACGUUGUGCUUGUUGUACUUAUCAAUGUUUUGACCAAUUUAUGCAAAGAGUAAAGAAAUCUUUGGAUUGGAUUUUACCCUCAGAAGUUUGUGUUAUGGUUAACGUUGUUUUUGCCUCUAAAGCUAGAGCUGCUAAAUUAAAUGGGGGUGAACAUGCUCUUUUUGCAUUAGACGAUACUCUUGAUACAAUGUUGGCAGAUAUGGGGACAAUAAUUGAAGAAAAAUUGCUUUCAAUUCUUGAAUUUACUCUUUCAAGAUUGGCUAGAUAUGAUGAGGGUAAUCCAAUUGGUGCAUUAUUGUCAAUGGCCCCAAAACCAAAUACAAUAUUUAAUAAAAUGAGAAAUUUGGUUGGAGAAGGUUCUUCCCCAACUAAUCAACCACAACAACAUUCACUUCCCUUAAAUCAACAAAAUUUAAAUCAAAAUAAUUCUGCUGGGGGUGCUUCCUCUGCACAUUUGGGGCAAUCUUAUGUACAUUUUAUGCGUGGAUCUUCUGAACAAAUUCAACAAGUAGUUGCUGAUGAAGUUUGGGUUAAUAGAUUAUUACAGGAAUGGUAUGCCGGGCAAAUGCGAAUGUUAAAUGAAUGGUUAACAGAAAGACUUCAACAAUCAUUAUCUCCCUAUCAAUUAACAUGCCUCUCCUUCAUGUUUAAAAAAAUUUACUCAGAUUUUGAAUUACAUGGAAUAGAUGAAGAACAAUUAAAUAGUAAAAUAUAUCAAUCAGUCCAACGUCGCCUUCAAUUAGAAGAAACAAAUUCAGCUUUAAAUGAAUCUUCUAAUCGAAUCCACCACUCUUCUGGACCUGGAAGGGGGGCACUUGGAGGGUUUACAAAUCAAUUGGGACAGUCUGCUUUGUUUGUUUUUUUAAUUACUCAAUCAGUAAACAAUAAUUAUAUAUUUUAA
Molecule: messenger RNA, 2790 nt
Organism: Meloidogyne enterolobii
Lineage: Eukaryota; Metazoa; Nematoda; Chromadorea; Rhabditida; Meloidogynidae
Source: the annotation of a GenBank genome assembly